This is a messenger RNA of Syzygium oleosum, 1650 nucleotides long. RefSeq lists its product as uncharacterized. The transcript is spliced from 6 exons. The record is from RefSeq and is a predicted model, not a curated record. Lineage: Eukaryota; Viridiplantae; Streptophyta; Magnoliopsida; Myrtales; Myrtaceae. Bases 1 to 1650 code for a protein of 549 amino acids.
AUGCCGACGCCGACGAUGCUGCUGGUGAUGGCGGCUGCAUUGACCUUAAUCAAACACCAGAAACCCCGAGAAGGGAACAAUGCCGCGGUGGAACAAUCGCUGUCUCGAAUUGAUGCAGCGGAGGACGAUGAGUCAAAUCAGGUUUGUCGUUUGGCUGAAUUGCGAGACGUGAACUGUGUCGGCGCGGUUUUGUCCAAUUUGCAGCUAUAUCAUUGGAUUUGCGUCCUUAAGGAAAGAUAUUGGCUGAGAAGGAGUACUGGCCUGCUUGUAAUGCUGGCUUUUAUGCAGCAUGUCAGGGAUCGUGGUUUCCAGCAACAAAAGGCUAUGAAGGAAGGAGUGUGCCUAGAUAAGUAUUGUCUAGAUGCUAAAACUAGAAGAUGCUUGAAAAAUCUUGCUCUUUGUAACAAUUCCCAAGAGAUAGCAGCUGAGACUGCCAGAGGCCUAUGGGUCAGGGAUGGUAUGGUAGACACCCAUGAUGACGACCAAAAAAUUCUAAAAGAUCUUGUCAAUGCUAACCUGCUCGAAGUUGAUGAGAAUGAGCAAUUUGUGAAGUUUCAAGAUCUGGAUCAGCAUAUAUUAGUGAACUUAAUUUUUCAACUCGAGGAAAGUCGUGUGUUUCUGAUGCGGGGUGGCUUGGAUUUCACAGAGCCACCAGAGGUUGAGGAAUGGGAGAGUGCAAAAGAGGCAUGUUUGAUGCAAACAAGCAUUUCUGAGCUCUUGGAGGAACCAAGAUUGAUAUCGCCAGCAAUUGGAAGGCUCAAGCAGCUGGAGGUAUUUGAUCUUGAGGGGACGAAGAUUACGAAUCUUCCCAAGGAAAUUGAAAGUUUGAUUAAUCUGACUUGUUUGAUAAUCUCAAUUUCUGGAACUGAACCUUCAAAUGAGUAUAAAACAGUGAUUCCUCAUGGGGUAAUAUCUUCUCUAUUGCACUUGGAAGAACUUAAUCUCGAUGUGGAUGCCGAUGUUGAAUGGUGGUAUACAUGUGCUGAAGGUGUUGUAUCUGAAGUUUGCAACUUGAAAAGGCUAAGCACUAUCAAGUUCUCCUUUCCUACAUUGGAACUUUUGAGGCAGUUUAAUCAGCUUAGGAAAUCAAUGGAGCAUCCAUAUUUAGCUCAAAUACUUCUCAUUGGCAAUCAUGCUAACCGCAUCAUGAAUCGACUACCAUCGGAUAUUGAAUUCGGGCUGGAACGGAGCAACCGAUACUUGAGGUACAUAACUGGUGACGGUGUCUUCAUAGAUAUUAAGGACAUCCUGCAACAAUUAGAUGGCUUUCUUAGAAAGUGUAAUGAGCUUGAAGUGCUCAAAGAUGCAUCUGAUACCAUGCAUCAAGAGGCUUUGACUGAAUCUCACUGCAAAAGCAUCUGUCUUGAAUCAAUCAAAUAUGUGUACUACAUGAGAAACUUUAGGAACAUUUGGAAGGGCUCAGUGCAGAAGGGAUGUUUGUCUUCUCUCAAGUUAUUGACAUUGUGUAAAUGCCCCGAGUUGACUGUUAUUUUCUCACUUGAGAUGCUUGGUAAUCUCAACAAUUUGGAGGAGGUCAUAAUUGAGGACUGCCCAGCCAUCAAAAGCCUACUUACCUGCCAAACUUCUACUGGCAAAGUCCGUGAGACGUCUUAUUUCCUCCCUAUUUUGAAGAAGUUGUCCCUCCAUUAG